UGCACCCGCUGGGCCGGAGCAGCCAUGCUGGGAUCGCGGGCCUGGCUGGGUCGCGGCCUCCUGCUGCCCAGCGCCGGGCUGCGUAUCGCCGCGAGCCGCAGGGGUAGCUCCUCCCGGGACAAGGACCGAAGUGCUUCGGUCAGUAGUUCAGUGCCCAUGCCUGCUGGAGGGAAGGGAAGCCGGCCUAGCUGCCCACCGUCUACACCCCAGAGGGUGCCCAACCGCCUGAUCAAUGAGAAGUCACCGUACCUCCUACAACAUGCCUACAAUCCUGUGGACUGGUACCCCUGGGGACAGGAAGCCUUCGACAAGGCCAGGAAAGAAAACAAACCAAUUUUCCUUUCAGUGGGGUACUCCACCUGUCACUGGUGUCACAUGAUGGAGGAAGAGUCCUUCCAGAAUGAAGAGAUAGGCCGUCUGCUUAGUGAGGACUUUGUCAGUGUGAAGGUGGACAGGGAAGAGCGGCCAGACGUGGACAAGGUGUACAUGACUUUCGUGCAGGCCACCAGCAGUGGUGGAGGCUGGCCCAUGAAUGUGUGGCUAACUCCCAACCUUCAGCCCUUCGUGGGGGGCACUUACUUCCCCCCUGAAGAUGGCUUGACCAGAGUUGGCUUCCGCACGGUAUUGCUGAGGAUACGGGAGCAGUGGAAACAGAAUAAGAACACCCUGCUGGAAAACAGCCAGCGUGUCACCACAGCCCUGCUGGCCCGGUCUGAGAUCAGCACAGGUGAUCGACAGCUGCCACCCUCUGCUGCCACCAUGAACAGCCGCUGCUUCCAGCAGCUGGAUGAGGGCUAUGAUGAGGAGUAUGGUGGCUUUGCCGAGGCCCCUAAGUUUCCCACACCAGUGAUUCUGAACUUCCUGUUCUCCUACUGGCUCAGUCAUCGGUUAACCCAGGAUGGCCCUCGGGCCCAGCAGAUGGCCUUGCACACCCUGAAAAUGAUGGCCAAUGGGGGCAUCCGGGACCAUGUGGGACAGGGCUUUCACCGCUACUCCACAGACCGCCAAUGGCAUGUCCCACACUUUGAGAAAAUGCUCUAUGACCAGGCCCAGCUGGCAGUGGUUUAUUCACAGGCCUUCCAGAUCUCUGGUGAUGAAUUCUACUCUGAUGUGGCCAAAGGCAUCCUGCAGUAUGUGUCUCGGAGUCUGAUCCACCGGUCUGGAGGCUUUUAUAGUGCAGAGGACGCAGACUCACCCCCAGAGCAGGGCAUGCGGCCCAAAGAGGGUGCCUUCUAUGUGUGGACAGUCAAAGAGGUCCAGCAGCUCCUCCCAGACCUUGUGCCAGGUGCCACAGAGACACUGACCUCAGGUCAGCUCCUCAUGAAGCACUAUGGACUCACAGAGGCUGGUAAUAUCAGCCCCACUCAGGACCCCAACGGGGAGCUACAGGGUCAGAAUGUGCUGAUGGUCCGGUACUCACUGGAGCUGACUGCUGCUCGCUUUGGCUUGGAUGUGGAAGCUGUGCGGACUUUGCUGAACACAGGCCUGGAGAAGCUCUUCCAGGCCCGGAAACAUCGUCCAAAGCCACACCUGGACAGCAAGAUGCUGGCUGCCUGGAACGGCCUGAUGGUGUCUGGCUAUGCUGUGACCGGGGCUGUCCUAGGCAUGGACAGGCUGAUUGGCUAUGCCACCAACGGUGCCAAGUUCCUCAAACGGCACAUGUUUGAUGUGGCUAGUGGCCGUCUGAAGAGGACAUGCUACGCCAGCAGUGGGGGGACUGUGGAGCACAGCAACCCACCCUGCUGGGGCUUCCUGGAGGAUUAUGCCUUUGUGGUGCGGGGCCUGCUAGACCUGUAUGAGGCCUCACUGGAGAGCUCCUGGCUUGAGUGGGCUCUGCGUCUGCAAGACACGCAGGAUAGGCUCUUCUGGGACUCCCGGGGUGGCGGCUACUUUUGCAGCGAGGCUGAGCUGGGGGCUGGCCUGCCCCUGCGUCUGAAAGAUGACCAGGAUGGUGCAGAACCCAGUGCCAACUCUGUGUCGGCCCACAAUCUGCUUCGGCUGCAUGGCUUCACGGGCCACAAGGACUGGAUGGAUAAGUGUGUGUGCCUGUUGACAGCCUUUUCUGAGCGCAUGCGCCGUGUCCCAGUGGCAUUGCCUGAGAUGGUCCGUGCUCUCUCGGCCCACCAGCAGACCCUCAAGCAGAUCGUGAUCUGUGGAGACCCCCAGGCGAAGGACACCAAGGCUCUGGUGCAGUGUGUCCACUCCAUCUACAUCCCUAACAAGGUGCUGAUUCUGGCUGAUGGGGACCCCUCAAGCUUCCUGUCCCGCCAGCUGCCCUUUCUGAGCACCCUGCGGCAAUUAGAAGACCGAGCCACUGCCUAUGUGUGUGAGAAUCAAGCUUGCUCCAUGCCCAUCACUGACCCCAGUGAACUACGAAAACUGCUACACCAAUGACUGCCCGGAGUCCCUUGAGCUGGGGCAGAAGGUGGAACUUCCCAGCUGACCAGAGACUCAGGCCAUGCAGGGCUGUGCAGAACUUGUGGCCAUCCCUGGGCACCCUAUCACCAGGUGACCUUGGCCAUCCUCAAUGCUUCCCCAUGGGCACCCAUGCACCCUGGAAUAAACCUAACAGCGUCCCGCGGUGA
Messenger RNA from Castor canadensis (American beaver), 2585 nucleotides. RefSeq names its product spermatogenesis associated 20 (gene Spata20). NCBI's taxonomy places the organism in Eukaryota, Metazoa, Chordata, Mammalia, Rodentia, Castoridae. Gene Ontology annotation, biological process: carbohydrate metabolic process. The record is from RefSeq and is a predicted model, not a curated record.